AUGGAAGUAUCACCUAUCAUGAAGCAGAGGCUGCCCUCUGGGAAGGCCUGUACGAGCUGUCGGAAGAGGAAGAACCGCUGCGACGGGUCUCGUCCCCGAUGCAGCACCUGCCAGAGUCGAGGGAUUCCCUGCGAUUACCCAGUUGUUCCUGCCGACAGAUUCACCGUCGAAGAACUCAAGGCCCUAAUGAGGGCCAAACUUGCGAGGGCUACCAGUGACAUCAGAGAUCAACCCUCUUCCGCAUCCUCCCCAUCUGGUUCUCAAGAACCUGAUGGAUAUUUUGGCGAGUCAUCGACAUUUGCCUUCGUAUCCAAGGUCUCGACUAGUGCGACAACCCACGACGCAGUGCCUGGUCACCGUGACAAACGACGCCGCCUAUCGAGCACAAGAAGCGUGCAUACCGCCAGCCUCGACGCCGGCCUGACGCCAGGGGAAGGCGGCGAGUGCUAUGAUCUCCCGCAAAAGCAGAUCGCAGAUGGCCUCGUGGAUGCGUAUUUUGCUCGUGUCCAUCGUCUGUACCCCUUCGUGCACGAGCCUUCCUUCCGACUGGAAUAUGAACGCAUGUGGACUCUCGAUCCACGAGUCCUUGCAGACUCGCGUCCUAUAUGGUUUGGGCUUCUCAACCUAGUUUUUGCCCACGGUUGCGAGUUCUGCGACUCGGUGCGGAAGAGAGAGUCUGUCUCGAUGGCGUCCCGCUUCGUCAACAACGCGAGACGCAUCGUGUUCGCCCAUGUCUUCACGGAAGGCAGCCUGGAAUUGGUCCAGGCAUUGCUCCUGAUGUGCCACUACCUCCAGAGCACGCUCGAGCUGAACGAGUGCUGGAGCCUUGUCGGUCUGAUGAUUCGCACUUCCAUCAGCCUCGGCCUGCACUUCAACCCCCCUUCUUCCGAGAGUCUGACAUCUGUGCAGUGGGAAAUGAGGAAGCGGAUAUGGUGGGGCUGCUAUAUCAUCGAUCGGACACUGAGCAUGAAGUUUGGAAGGCCCCCGUCGAUACAAGGGGCGAAUACUUUCGACAUCGAUGCGCCGCUCAACGUCGAUGAUCAGUACAUCAGCCAGGACUCGGUGGUCCCCAGACAGCCCGAGGGUCGCCCUUCCCUGACGACGUUCUUCACUCAGACGAUCAAACUUGCAGAUGUCAUUGAGAGGGUGCUCCUCGACCUCUACCAACCGAGCCAGAAUAAGAGGGCGGGUGAUAAGUCGCCAAGGCAGGGCACUGUUCACUCCUACAUCAUUGGCCACUCGGUCCUGCUUGAUGGAGAAUUGCUCUCCUGGUGGAACGCGGUGCCUCCUCAUCUAAAGAACGAACCAGAGGUUCCGGACGGCCCCGACUUUAAACUUCAGCGCAAUGUUCUCUUCAUAAGGUUCUUGAAUCUUCGUCUAUUAAUUCAUCGACAAUCUUUCCUCAUUUUCAGUAAGCGUGAAAUAGACGAUCCGUUCCAACGCGCCGUCGCCAUCGCUUCAUGCCAGACGUGCAUAACCGCGGCUCGCGAGACCAUCCGAGUCAUACAUUCUCAGUAUCGUCGUCGCUUGCUCAACUCUCUGUGGUAUAAUCUGCAUUAUGUAUUCACGGCCAUGGGCGUCCUUCUCUCCCUUCAGACCAUGGAAAAGGCGAAGCUCGAAGCCUUUAGUGAGACGUGCCACGACGACACGUUGGAGCUGGGCAUGGAAUUCCUAAGGGCGGCCAGUGCCACCAGCACGCUGGCCGCCCGAUACGUCGCCAUGUUACGGCGCAUCCGAACAGGGCCAACUGAUGCCCUGACAGCAACAACGGUGGCGACAGCGGCAACGACGACGCCUGCUGCAGGUCAGGGGCAGGGACAGGGAACUCCCCAUCACGGAACCAUUGACGGCAUCAGCGCAUCGCCGUACCCCGCAGACGGUGGCAUAUGGCUCCCGAGACCUGCUGAUGACUUUCAAAUCUUUGGCGACUCUGGCCUCAUGGACUUCAACGACCUGCUCUUCGGCACAGGCCUCCCUCGCGACCUGCUCUCUGCCGAUUGGUCUGCCUUUGGCUUGUUGCCCGAGUAG
Messenger RNA from Phialemonium atrogriseum, 2028 nucleotides. Its product is annotated as transcription factor. Lineage: Eukaryota; Fungi; Ascomycota; Sordariomycetes; Cephalothecales; Cephalothecaceae. Gene Ontology annotation, biological process: regulation of DNA-templated transcription; DNA-templated transcription. Bases 1 to 2028 code for a protein of 675 amino acids. Gene Ontology annotation, molecular function: DNA-binding transcription factor activity, RNA polymerase II-specific; DNA binding; zinc ion binding. The record is from RefSeq and is a predicted model, not a curated record. The transcript is spliced from 5 exons.